CCUAAUUUCAGCGGGAGAAGGAAUUGAUCAAACUCUCGAGGAGGGCUUUAGCGAGAUGUCGUACGACGAUGUGGAGAUAGAGGAUAUGGAGUGGAACGAAGAGAUCCAGGCCUACACGUACCCUUGCCCAUGUGGCGAUUUGUUCCAGAUCACGAAGGAGGAUCUGCGUCUCGGCGAAGAGAUCGCCAACUGCCCAAGCUGCUCUCUCUAUAUCACCGUCAUCUACAACAUGGAGGAUUUUCAGAACGACACCAAGAAGAAUAAUCAACCUAAAAGUAGCCAAGCCGUCGCCGUCGCCGUCGCUUAGAUUGUGAUGGAAUCUAUUAGAAGAUUGUUCAAGAGCAUCACAACCUGUGGUGCAAUAGUUUCGGAGAUCAUGUGAGUGUGUCACCAUUCUUAGAUUCAGGGUUGUAUACUAGCCACCAUGUUCUGCUCAUGUAUGAUUAUUGAACCCAUUUCUUGGUGUUGUCUUACACAUUUGGAUCCGAUAUAUUUAUUUAGAAUUGAUUGGUUUGAAAGAGGAUUGCACGGCUACAUUGCCUUUUUCUUUUCUUGGGUCGUUUGGAGUUUGAGAUUUUCG
Eruca vesicaria subsp. sativa (arugula) is the source of this 580-nucleotide messenger RNA. The record is from the annotation of a GenBank genome assembly. Lineage: Eukaryota; Viridiplantae; Streptophyta; Magnoliopsida; Brassicales; Brassicaceae.